AGAAAUCCAUAUGCGAUAUGCCCAUAUCUCCUUUGCGUAAACUAAAUAUUUCUCUGAUUUCUCUUUAUUUAAUGCUGAAUCUGACCCAAAUUGGCAGUGAAUCGAAGCUCCUUUUUCAAAUCCAAGAAAGCUGGAGAUCUUUUUUAAGCCUUUGGUUUAGGCAUUUGGUCUGUUUCUGUUUGUUUCCCGGGAAAAUUAAAAAACCAGAGCCAGAAUCGGAGCCGCGAGCUGCUUCCAUGGAUAUCGAUCGGUUUCAGCCGCUGGUUUCUCUCUGCGCCGACUUGGGUCGCCGGAAUUUCGCCGCGUUCUUACGGACGGAGUCGGAUUUCCGGCCAUUGCUUCAGAUUCCGGCGCUCUAGCUCUCACUUUCCUGUUCAUGUUCAUUUUCCCGGAAAAUCAAGCUUCACUGACUAGGACUCGGGGAAGAACGACAAGUGCACGAAACCGAUACUCACCAAAAAGGCAAUGGAGCAUUUGUUCUUCAAGUUCAAUGAACUAACAAAGUCACUGACCCCUAAGAAAUGGAGAAAUUCUGAAAAUGCAUCAGUUGUGAGUGGGAGAGAAGCUGCAGAAGCAAUGGCGAAGUCUGCAAAGAAGAAGGAUCUGAUUAUCCAUGGUUCAGGAAGUAUAAAUCUCGACGACUCGGAGAACUUCGUCUCAAGUUUUUCGAAGAGGGGCGAGAAAGGAACCAAUCAGGACUGCUGCAUUGUGUGGGAGGAAUUUGGGUGUCAAAAGGAUAUGAUAUUUUGUGGGGUCUUUGAUGGCCAUGGACCAUGGGGCCAUUUUGUUGCAAAGAAGGUUAGAAAGUCAAUGCCAACAGCUCUGCUUUGCAAUUGGCAAGAUGCACUUGUUCAAACUGCUCUUCAACCAAAUUUAGAACUCAAUUCAGGGAAAUCACAUCUACAGUUCAAUAUAUGGAAGCAUUCUUAUAUAGAAGCCUGUGCUACCAUUGAUCUAGAACUCGAGCGGCACCGUAAAAUCGACACGUUCCAUAGUGGAACAACGGCCCUUUCAAUCGUUCGACAGGGUGAUAUGAUUGUUAUUGCAAACACAGGCGACUCCCGAGCCGUGAUGGCUACAACUUCUGAUGAUGGAAACUCGGUACCAUUACCAAUUCAGCUCACUGUUGAUUUCAAGCCAAAUCUACCUCAGGAGGCUGAGAGGAUAGCACAAUGCAAUGGGAGAGUUUUCUGCUUGCCAGAUGAACCCGGGACUCCCCGUAUCUGGCUGCCGAACAGGGCAGCUCCCGGGUUGUCGAUGUCGAGAUCCUUCGGCGAUUUUUGUGUCAAGCAUUUUGGACUCAUCUCUAUGCCCGAUGUAACACAAAGAACUGUGACCAGCAAAGACCUGUUUGUUGUGCUUGCAACUGAUGGGAUAUGGGACGUCGUCUUGAAUCAAGAAGCAGUGCAGAUCGUUCAUUCAACGACGGAUAGAGCCAAAUCAGCUCGACGAUUGGUUGAGUAUGCUACCCGUGCGUGGAAGCGGAGGAGGCCGGGAAUUGCAAUGGAUGACAUGUCGGUUAUCGUCCUCUUUCUCCAUUUUUCACCUUUGCAUCAACAAGCUUAUGUUGUAGCUCCAAUGGAAAAAGAAGCAUGAAAGUUUAUGUAGUUGCUGCUUGUUUGUUAUCUUCCAUAUUGUGGUUCGCUUAUUGUUAUGAUUGCUAAUGUCAAAAAUGAAAGAUGUUGUAGCUAAGUUGAGGCCUAUUACAUCUUCUUAUACCAAUAAAGGAUAAAAGGGGUAAGAAAGAUUAUUCAAUGAUGAAUGUAGCUUCUCAUCAAUAAAUUUUACAGUAAAUUUUUGUCACGUCAAGAAUACCUUAAA
Molecule: messenger RNA, 1821 nt
Organism: Momordica charantia (bitter melon)
Lineage: Eukaryota; Viridiplantae; Streptophyta; Magnoliopsida; Cucurbitales; Cucurbitaceae
Product: putative protein phosphatase 2C 34
Biological process (GO): protein dephosphorylation
Molecular function (GO): protein serine/threonine phosphatase activity
Source: RefSeq, a predicted model, not a curated record